This is a messenger RNA of Drosophila novamexicana, 1091 nucleotides long. Its product is annotated as dynein regulatory complex subunit 3-like. The transcript is spliced from 3 exons. Lineage: Eukaryota; Metazoa; Arthropoda; Insecta; Diptera; Drosophilidae. The record is from RefSeq and is a predicted model, not a curated record. The annotation marks the transcript as partial.
AUAGAUCGAUUUCGUUUUAUGUGCAAUUUAAGAGUAUUGAACUUGGAAGGUAACCCAGUUGCACAAAACAUGGAUUUUCCCUUAUCGCAAUAUAUAAUAACUUUAUUACCGAAUCUUCACUACUAUGAAUAUACUUUCAUUAAGAGUGAAAUGAGAGAAAAGGCACAAAUACGAUUUUGCCGCGAAUUACGUGAAGUUGAAUACCUGCAGGAAAAAGAAAUUCAAGCACGUGAGUCACAGGCUCGAGAGCAAUCUGAAGCUAAACGUUUAGCUUCCAGUUUUGUAGAUCAUUUAGAUGGCAAUCAGCUAUUUGAUUCGUUUUGGCGAGAUGAUGCAGAUGGCCGUGUGUUAAUGUUGGUUGGACAGCAAGCUCAGGAACUGGCGGAAGAAUAUGAAAAAGAUGUGUUUGAGCUAACCCAAGAAAUUUAUAAAUUAGGAUUAAAACGAUUUGUGGAACGAGAUGAAGAAAUAAGGGAUUUUAUGGAUAAUUUACAAGAUGGACAAAAGGAACUUCAGACUUUAGGUCAAAGGGAAAUUGAAGACUUUCUUCAAUAUAAGGAUAGAGUUUUCGAAGAAGCUCGGAUAACACUACGUUUAUUAGAACAGAAUGUUAUGCACGGAGAUGAUGAAGAUUCUCUCGAAAAUCUCAAACUAUCUGAUAUAAUGGACAAAUUGAAUGUACACUUCGAAGAUGCUUUGAAUGAUAUGUGGCUUGUCCUUAUGUCACAGGAGUUGCAUUUGCACGAAACUAUUGAGGAGUCUACAACAAACUUUCAUCGUAAAAUUUCGGACAUGAUGUCAAAAUUUUUGGAACAGUCACAAUCAUUCUUUGUCCAAUUGCGCGAGAUAUCAGUACAUUUUUCCGAAAAUAUGACUGAAAUAGUAACCAGAUUUAUUUCUACCAAACUUGCAAUGCAAGAUUUUGAAGACGUUCCCCCUGAACUAAGGAUGUGUAUGCAUGACCGCGAUGCUAUUUUAAAUUUAAUAGCUGGAAUGAAGGAUGCACACACCUUUCGAAUUGACGAGCGUGAAGAUCGAAUGGCUACACGAAGUAAAGAGUUUAUUGAUAACAUGAUUAACAAGCUUAACAA